Molecule: messenger RNA, 1494 nt
Organism: Durusdinium trenchii
Lineage: Eukaryota; Dinophyceae; Suessiales; Symbiodiniaceae
Source: the annotation of a GenBank genome assembly
AUGUCUGAGCCUAACGAGGCCCAGGCUGGAAGCAAGUCUUCUUCUUCUUCUAGCUCAUCUAGCUCAAGUUCAAGCGAUGCUGGCUCACCCGCAAGUCCUCCUUCCAAAAAAAUGAAGGUCCAAGUCCAGGUUCAUGACCAAGAGCAGAACUUUGAACAAAAAGAGCCGCCUGAACCAAAGGGCGAAUCUGACUCCGAGCCAGAUGUGAAUGUGGACACACAGUCUUUCCACAUUAUCAACAGCAUUCGGGCAGCCAAAUAUGCCCAAAAGGAAUUGGUUAAAGCAGACAUACCCACAGGACCUGAGUCUUUGGAAGAUUUGUUUAGGUGGCCAAAACGGUACUGCGAGACACUGCUGAGUGAUCUUUGUGACCCAAAUGGUGUGUCAGCAGAAAGGUUUCGUGAGCUUUGCAAGAGAGAGAUCAAACAUCAUGAGUCUUUUGCUGGAAGCGGUGCUGCUGGAAUCAGUAUGAGAAUGGCUUUCAGCGCUUUGCACCGGCACAUAAACCAGCGUGGAGGCGGUGUGCCUGAGAACGAUGGUCCGAAAACGAUCACUUCUUGUGACAUUGACCGCAACUGCCGUGCAGCACUGAACUCCUUGCAUGAGGAGUUCAGGCCAACACAUAUUCAGGGUGGACUGGAGGAACGCUUGAACUCAGGGGUUGUUGAGAAGUUGGAUUCCAUCCUCGCUGCGACAAAGUUCAACUUGAGCAUUGCCAUGAGUGAAGUUGACAUGGAUGAUGGUGAAAACAUGGAGAUCCGCAUACAGAAAAUUCAAGCCAAGUUUGGAGAAGAACUAUUAGAUCAGUACAUGAGUGUUCUUACGGAGCCAGGAACCUUCCAACUAUCUGCACCUUGCCAUUGCCCUGGUCAGUCUCAUGCCAAGGGGUGCAUCACUCCUGUUGGAGAAGCCAAAUUGCUCAAGGAGUUGGGACAAAGCCAAGGCUUGAAUCCUCUUCGCAUUGCAUCCGGUGGAACCUCGUGCGUUGACGUUUCUAGCAUAGGAGCAAAAGCCGGACUGCUUGGCGAUUCAACAAGGAGCCUCGCCAUUUGGCUAGCCGAAAGGCUAGAGAGCCUGGAGGAAGUGAUCAUUCACGAAUGCACCUCUGGAUUCUUACGCUGGGUGUUGAUCAAAUACCUAGGGAAGCACUAUGAUUUUCACUUACUUUUGCGAGACAAAUCUUCGAUCUGCCAGCCGGAAAUGAAUGACACCGAGAGUGACGCCUACCUGCUGAGCCCUCAUGCUUAUGGAUGGCCUGCUCACAGGCCAAGGUUGUACCAGGUUGGAACAAAAAGAAACGUUGUUGCUCUGAGGGACCCUUACAGUGUAGAUGGGAUGUCAUCUGGCCUUGGCAGAGUCAAAUGCCUUUUCACGAAGACAGUGCUGGACAGCUCCGUUUUCAUGGUGGCAAGUGAAGAAGAAGUCAAGGAAGCAAGGCAGAAGGCUGCAAGACAAGCCGCCCAGAGUUCCGAUGCAUCUUUGAAUCAAGCUUGA